AUGAAUGCCUUUAUUGAUAUUGAGGUUACAUUUCUCAAUCCCAUUUCUAAAAGUUUAAUACAGUGUUGUAUCUCGCUCUUGUGGUUGUUUUGUUUUGUUUUUUUCCACUACUCUGUAAAGAUUUAUCUGCCACCUGAUCUGCCACGAAAUUACAGACCAGUCCAUUACUUUCGGCCUGUAAUAACAGCUGGGAAUGAAAACUACCAUUUACAAAAGGUGUUGGAAGAAUCAACUGGAAAAUUGGGGAGUGAUGCCACACAACAAGGCAGGCACGCAUUGAAUGCGUCUCAGAGGAGGGAACAACUAGGAGAGACUGUUCUGAAAGGUCCAGCUCCUUCUGUUUUGGAAUACCUGUCUGAGAAAGACAGAGAAAGACUCAAAGAAGUAAAACAAGCAUCUGAACAACAAAUGAAAGCAAAAAUGUUGCCUCAGCAGCCCCGAAAUAGCAGAUUCCAGCCAGCCUCCCCAAACGAUGCUUCUCAUAAAUGGCAAAUGUUGUUGGGGGGACAGUUAGCAAAUGCUGGUUCUAGUGAUUUCAAACCAUUUGCAAGAGAUCCAGAAAAACAAAAAAGAUAUGAAAGUUUUGUGAAAAGCCUUAAACAAGGAGAAAAAGUAGAUACGUUGGAGCGUUACUUAGACCCAAGUAUGACUGAAUGGGAACGAGGGAGAGAACAAGAGGAAUUCUUCCGUGCAGCGAUGUUCUACAAGUCCUCCAACUCAGCGCUGGCAUCCAGGUUUACGCGGGCCAAAUAUGAGGAUGAUGCUGACAAAGUUGAAGUUCCUCGGGACCAGGAGAAUGAUAUUGAUGAUAAGGAAUCUGCUGUGAAGAUGAAGAUGUUUGGCAAACUCACAAGAGACAAGUUUGAAUGGCACCCUGAAAAGCUGUUGUGCAAAAGAUUUAAUGUUCCUGAUCCAUAUCCUGAGUCUUCCAUUGUUGGUUUACCAAAAGUGAAGAGAGACAAGUAUUCUGUAUUUAAUUUCUUAACUCUGUCUGAGCCUAGUACAUCUGUAACACAAGAAACAAAUGAAAGAAAACAAGAGAAUAACAGUGUGAGCAAACCAAAGAAACCUUCAAGAUGGGACAUAUCAGAUAAAGAGAAGGAGAAAAAAGAUUCUAUCAGUGAAUUCAUUAGUCUUGCCAGAUCAAAAGCUGAUCUUCUGCAGAAGCCACCAGUGCCAACAACAGAAGAAAGUGGAACAAAGGCAGCUGAAACACUUCCCAGCGAGGUAGAUAAUGAGAAUAAGGAUCAGGAACAGGAAGAAGAAAGCAGACCAUCCAUGGACUUAUUUAAGGCCAUCUUUGUGAGUUCCUCAGAUGAAAAAUCGUCCUCUGAGGAAGAGAGUGAUGAAGAACAGCAGCCUACUACUUCAGUAGUAGAUUCAGAAACCACCGAACAAGCUGGUCUACCUGAUAGUUCUUCAUCUAACAUACAAGACAGUGUGACUGUUAAAGCUGAGCCUGGCGUUUCUUCAUUGCCUGCUUCAAAGCAGGAACAGAAUAAUGCAGAGGAAUUUGGACCGAAGUUGCCUCCGUCUUUUUCUUCUGGCUCUACAUGGCAACAAGAAACAGUGGUGCCAGCAAGUUCUCCAGGGCCUAGCAGGAAAGAAAAACAUAAAAAGAGCAAAGAGAAACACAAAACUAAGAGAGAUCACAAGCAUAAAAAGGAAAAGAAAAAGAAACACAGGAAACACAAAACCAAAGGAAAACACAAGAAUAAAAAAUCAGAAAAAGACAGCAGCUCAGAUACUACAGACAGUAGUGAUAGCCUUAGUGACAUAGAUUCCACAAACCUGUCACCUAAAGAACUUCUAAGAAGAUUGAAACAACUUCAGUAUUGAAGAGGCAUCUUUCUUCAUUGCUGUGUGAUUUUUUAGAUCUCAGAUUUUUGAUCUCCUCCGUGAUGGUAGAUCAAUCUUGUAUAUAUAUACUUUGAAGCAUUGUAGAUAAUGUAUUCAUAUUGAAUUUGUUUGAAAGUAAAUGUUAAUAUGUUUAUUUUGUGAUGUUUCAUAGGAUUAAAAUCUAAUGAUUAUGGAAUGUUGAAAAA
Molecule: messenger RNA, 2045 nt
Organism: Meleagris gallopavo (turkey)
Lineage: Eukaryota; Metazoa; Chordata; Aves; Galliformes; Phasianidae
Source: RefSeq, a predicted model, not a curated record